Messenger RNA from Hemisphaericaspora subhashii, 996 nucleotides. It is a transcript of the gene MCU1, whose product is annotated as Mcu1p. The record is from RefSeq and is a predicted model, not a curated record. Lineage: Eukaryota; Fungi; Ascomycota; Pichiomycetes; Serinales; Debaryomycetaceae. The transcript has a single exon. The coding region runs from base 1 to 996 and encodes 331 amino acids.
AUGUUGGUUGUGUUGUUCUUGGUGGAAGUUAAAAAUAAUUCAACUGACAGAAAGACAAGUAAUCAGACAGACAAAAUUAAUUCGCAGACAGACAGACAGAAAAAAAAUUUAAUUUUCACUAUCAAUCUUCAGUUGAAGAGAAGACCAGAGAAGACUACACAAGGCUACGCAAGAACGGGCCAACACGACAUAAGAUACGAGAAGAAUCGAUUCGGCAAAAUGACAAAACCAAAUGAUCAAGAAUUUGCAGUAGAAAGAAGACCAAAUCCAAAAGGAUGGACCCCACCAAAAGCACCGUACAAUCCCUAUGAUCCAACCGAUAUUAGACCGCCGGAAGGAUAUCCAUCUGAAUUCCAACAACCCCAUGCCCAACCAAGUGGUCAUUCUUCCAUCCCUAAACCAGCAACUCAAUAUCAAAGAGUGAAUGAAACCAUGCAAAGAUUAAAUUAUUUACCUAGACCAAUGUCAGACUUAUAUCCUGGCCAAUAUAAAGUAUUACGUAAAGUAGAUACUAAUCAAAGAUUACAUCGAGCUGCUGGAUUUUUCGGUGGUAUAUUAGUUGCUGGAGCUGCUAUAUAUGGGGCGUUUUUCUAUAGAUGGGAUGGGAAGGAGAAUGUAUUUAGUGGGUUUUAUAGAAUGAGAUUAAGAUUUAAAGAAAUUGCCCUGGGAUUGACGGAACAAGAAUAUGAUGAUUUAUAUCAUCCUAGACAAAGAGAUUAUCAUUUAAGACCAGUUAAGGAUGCAAAAUAUAUUCCUGAAACUUUGAGAAAGACUGAAGAAAGUAAAUUUGCAUUGAAUAGACCGGGUGAAAGACAUAUUUUGGAAGCUCAAAGAAUUCAACAAGAAACUGAAGAAAGUAUGUUGAAAGAAUUGGAAUUUCAUAAACAAUUUGCUAAAGAGUUUGAAGAAGAUUUGAAUAGACAAGAGCAGCAACAGCAACAAGAAGAAGUUCAACUGACCACUACUCAAAGAAAGAAGUGGUUUGGUAUAUUUUAA